AUGCCGACGGUCCAGCUACGGAAGAAUGCGACGAUCGCAACGGUCAGAUUCGGUGGAAACGAGCCGACGAACACGAUCGGGAUCACAACAGUCAUUACCCCGAUUGGAGAAGUCGUUUUCCACGUUAUCAAUAUGUCAACGCCCUUCUUGCUAUGCCUCAAGGAUAUGGACCGUCUCGGUGCCUAUCUCAACAACGUCACGAACGAAUUGAUCUGCGGCGAUAAGAGGAUUCCGAUCAUCAAGGCAGACGCACCGCGCAGGUUCAAAUUCACGUUAAAGGAUAACUGCGAUUUCAACUACGAAUUGAUCGUCGAUGUAAUGCAUCUUGACAGCCGAGACGUGGAAGCACUCAAAUUGUGUUGGAUUGACACAUACCUAGGCCCUCCAGAUGUUAUCACGCACGACGCUGGUACGAAUUUUGCCUCCUCUGAGUUCCAAGCAGAAGCGAAGCUGCUAGGAAUAACCUGUCACCAAGUGCCCGUCGAAGCCCACUGGUCAAUUGCAUCAGCUGAGUCGUUGCUUCAAAUGGCCUUCAAAUCCGUCAAUGAUACCGCCGGACCUGACGGUCUAGUGCCCACACUACUAGUCUUUGAGGUCACAGUUGAGCUAGACAACGGGCCAGCUAAAUUUCGCAGCACGGCUUUACGUGCAGAGAAGAAAAUCACUACCGCCGGACGACCGUUUGAAGCCUCUGAUGACCUCGAAAUCACGAACCUGCUAGGCGCAGGCGUCAUCGUGCCCGAACGAUACGAUAUGAAUAAGCAUGGAAAACACAGGCUAUUCAAGUCACGAAUGGUCCGGGAGGUCAAAGGAUAUGGUGACGACGAGAAGCAGAUCAACGUCACGACCGCAGAGACCAACGCGGAUACCGCACUUCAGGUUAAUGCCUUCGGCGUUGCCGCGCUUCAGACUGAUGAUACGUUAUUGGUAGGCACAACAACAUUCCUGCAACGUGAAGACCGCGAGCUAUGCUUCCAAGCCAAGCCAAAGAAGACCCUACGAGAAGUCAUGCAGAAAGGUCAGGUCAACAACCUCAAAAUUAUCGAUCUAUCCACGGAAGAUCGGGCCCAACGAUACGUGGAACAACGUGCCCAUCCAACCGCGGAGGAUUUUCAGGCGUUGAAUAAACGGAUCCAAUGGCAGAUCGACAAUCCACAAAGAGGCCUUCGAUUCGUCCCAAUAGGUCUAGAAGCAGCAAAGGUCUUCGUCUUCACAGACGGAUCAUUCGCCAACAACAAGGACUUAAGCUCUCAGAUCGGAUUCGUUAUAAUCAUUGCAACCGAGACUAACUCGACGAAGUAUUCGUACAGCCUGUACGAGUGCCUAGUGAAGCUUGGCACCACCACGGAGAAACGUCUGAUGAUCGAUAUCAUGGCGUUGAGACAGGCCUACGAACAACGCGAAAUCACCAACAUCCGCUGGAUCAACGGAGCGGAUAACCCGGCCGAUGCAAUGACGAAGCUAUCUCCAAACGGGGCCUUAACCCGAUUCGUUAACGACAACGAGAUCACGAUCCGGCUCGAAGGCUGGGUUCAAAGGAAGGAAGAUAUGACCGCAUGA
Molecule: messenger RNA, 1560 nt
Organism: Hirsutella rhossiliensis
Lineage: Eukaryota; Fungi; Ascomycota; Sordariomycetes; Hypocreales; Ophiocordycipitaceae
Product: transposable element tc1 transposase
Exons: 12
Coding region: 1-1560 (519 amino acids)
Molecular function (GO): nucleic acid binding
Source: RefSeq, a predicted model, not a curated record